Triticum aestivum (bread wheat) is the source of this 634-nucleotide messenger RNA. RefSeq lists its product as uncharacterized. The transcript is spliced from 3 exons. The record is from RefSeq and is a predicted model, not a curated record. Bases 1 to 516 code for a protein of 171 amino acids. Lineage: Eukaryota; Viridiplantae; Streptophyta; Magnoliopsida; Poales; Poaceae.
AUGUUAUCAUCAACCGGGCCAUCAUCGUCAUGUUGUUAUUACGGACGGGCCGGAGAGCGCACCGCACACGCUUUUCUUUUCUUUUCUUUUCUCUGGGACACGUCGCGGCAACCAAACCAGGUGGAGCAGCACUACCGCCUCUGCCACACCAACCACGUCUCCAACAAAUCGUGGGAGGCAGGCGUCCUCGCCCGGUCGGUCCACAGCCGAGUACUUCCCCUCUUUCGAUUCUUCUCUCUAUCGCUCUAUCCUAUCCUGGUGCUGCUUUGCGGUCUGGAUGCGGUAGUAGAGCCUGGCGAGAUGUGCCUGUUGCAGAAUCGUCUCAGCAUCUCAAUAGUGGAGCGCUAUUGGACCUGGCUGAAAAAAAGAAGAAGAGAGGAUAGGUCGUACCCAAUUCCUCCACUAUUGAUCGGGACGGCAAUAGUGUGUAGCAAGACACUAAGAGCAUAUCCAAGCGACCAACACGGGCCUGUGUCGAUCCGCCAAGCAGAGAACGAUUGGACCUGGCUGGGAUAGAACGGAAAGUGGGCUACAUAACCUAAUCACUCCACUAUUGAUGUGGACUGCCCGUUCAAAUUUUAAUUUUUCGAUGCAGACGCGACGGCAAUAGAGUGCCACACGUACAUACGAGUCC